GGUAUCAAAUAGUCUCUAAUUAUGGAGUGUUGGAGUCUCUAUUUAAGGAGGGUGAUGUGUUGAAGAACAAGAGGGUUAGUUAAUUAAAUCGGCAAGAGAGAUGAUGAUAUUGGACGCAAUCCACAAGUUUCUCAACAUGGUGGCUCCGCCCUUCACCUUCUUCACCUUGCUCCUCUUCUGGCCCCCAUACCAAAUCUUCAAGCUCUUCCUCUCCCUCUUGGAUUCCACUUCCCCGGAGGACGUCUUCGGCAAGGUUGCCGUCAUCACCGGUGCUUCCUCCGGCAUUGGUGAGCAUCUUGCAUAUGAGUAUGCUCAACGGGGAGCAUCGCUAGUUCUUGCUGCAAGGAGAGAGGGUAGCCUAAACCAUGUAGCUAAUCGAGCUCGUGAGCUCGGGGCUCCAGAUGUUGUUGCAAUCCGGGCAGAUGUUUCCAUUGUAGACGAUUGUAGAAGGAUUGUUGAUCAAGCCAUAAGUCAUUUUGGACGCAUGGACCAUCUCGUCAAUAAUGCCGGGGUAACAUCAAUUUCGUUGUUUGAAGAGGUUCACGAUGUCACCUCUCUUCGAUCGGUCAUGGACAUUAAUUUCUGGGGCUCAGUUUAUAUGACUCGCUUUGCUAGCUUUCAUCUCAGAAAGACUAAUGGUAGAAUUGUCGUGAUUUCUUCAUCUGCGGCAUGGUUAUCUGCACCGAGAAUGAGCAUUUACAAUGCCAGUAAAGCAGCAAUGUCUCAGUUUUUUGAAACGCUAAGGAUUGAAUUUGGGCAUGACAUCAAAAUAACUUUGGUGACCCCUGGAUUUAUAGAGUCUGAACUAACCCAAGGAAAGCACUUAGAUAAAGAUGGCAGAUUGAGUGUUGAUGCUGAUUUGAGGGAUGAGCAAGUGAAUAUCAUUCCUAUAGGAAAGGUAGAGGGAUGUGCAAAGGCAAUCGUGAACGGUGCUUGUCGGGGAAAAAGGUACCUUACAGAGCCAGCAUGGUUCAAAGUGACACAAUGGUGGAAGGUAUUCUUCCCAGAGGUGGUCGAGUACUCACACAUGCUCCUCGUUAUGUGCUCUGCGGCAGGAAGUUCGCCCCUGGGGAAGAAAAUAUUGGGUUAUACUGGCAUCCAGAAGAUUCUGUACCCGAAAAAGGUUCGCGAGUUUGGACCAAAACUUGAGUAAAUUUGUUGUUUGUGAAGCUUUUCUAGAAUUUUUCGUAUGAUUUUGAAUAGUUGGUGUUCUUAAUUUGUUCUUGUACGUUUGGUUUGUUUGUUAAUUAGUGUGACUCCUUAAUAUUGGGGUUUACUUCAUCCGUCUUAAAUUUUCUUCUCUUUUCAGUUUAUAAUUUAGUCAAUUCGUCAACAAAGAUUACAAUUAGAU
This is a messenger RNA of Cuscuta campestris, 1351 nucleotides long. The record is from the annotation of a GenBank genome assembly. NCBI's taxonomy places the organism in Eukaryota, Viridiplantae, Streptophyta, Magnoliopsida, Solanales, Convolvulaceae.